AUGGCCUCAAAAGCUAUAAAAAGAAGGCCUUGCAGCACUGAGACUGAUAAAACAGCUGAAAAAGAUAUGGAUACAACACUGUCAGAUCCUAUAACAGAACCUCUUCUAGGAAAUACUCCUCAGGAAGUGAAAUCCAAGAUAUAUGAGCCUAUUACACGGUCAGGUUUCUUGGAUGGGACGAGACAGGAGUGUCUUCGUUGGGCACAUCUUCUAGCAACUUUUGUUGCUCAAUCUGCAAGAAACAUAGUAAAUGUUCUUUCUGAAUUUGGAUCUUGGCUAGCAAGACUCUUUGGUUGUUCUGCUUCCAAAAGUUCACAAAAUGGACAGACAGUUCCAGUUAAUCUCAGUCCAUUACAGGAAGAAAGGUUAAGAUUGUUGAGACAAAGGAUAGAUGUGCCAUAUGACUGCUCCUCUGUCAAGCAUCAGGAUGCCCUGAAAGAACUUUGGAGGUUGGCUUACCCUAACAGACAACUUCCUCCUCUGAAGUCAGAUCUCUGGAAGGAGAUGGGCUGGCAGAACUCGGAUCCAUCAACAGAUUUUAGGGCAGGUGGGUUCAUGUCCUUGGAGAAUCUAAUAUACUUUGCCAGAAAUUACCCAGAUUCCUUUCACAGGCUACUGCAUAAGUCGGAUGGUAAGAGAGCUGAAUGGGAGUAUCCUUUUGCAAUAGGCGGCGUAAACAUAUCCUAUAUGUUAGUUCAAAUGCUGGAUUUACAGUCAGGAAAAAUGAGAACAAAAGCUGGUGUUCACUUUGUUCAACUACUCGAAGAUGACGAUGUGGCUUUCGAUAACCUUUUCUGUGUAGCAUUUCAGGUGCUUGAUUCUCAAUGGCUUGCAAGGCGAGCUAGUUAUAUGGAAUUCAAUGAGGUUUUGAAGUCUACACGGGUUCAGUUAGAGCAAGAGCUUACUAUCGGAGGUAUUUCUCGCAUUCAAGACAUGCCAUCAUUCAGAAUGCUGAAAAGCUAG
Molecule: messenger RNA, 963 nt
Organism: Miscanthus lutarioriparius
Lineage: Eukaryota; Viridiplantae; Streptophyta; Magnoliopsida; Poales; Poaceae
Source: the annotation of a GenBank genome assembly